CUCCAGGUAUAGGACAGAGACCCUACAGGACGUAUUAAUCCUACAAUCUCUAGUCAAGGGUCCCCACUGACUGUACAGCUUUAUCCAGGUAUCCAUCAGAAGGGAGAAGGCAAGGUGCAGGGGUCUAGGCAUGACCCUACAAACCAGCCCAAGCGAGAGCGCUGUGUAUUCCCAGUUAAAACCAGUAAACAUGUCUGUGGAGGGUGUGGAAGACAGCGGUGUGUUUGAGGAUAUCAAACCUGCUAUAAGGAUGCUGGCAAGUCAGCCGGAGCUCAGCGAGCAUGAAAGAGCAGAAAUGGACAAGUAUCUCCUGAGCCAAGUUCCUCUGCAUAUUCUGUCUGACAAGAAGUAUCGGAGGGAAAGUGCCUCUGUUGUGGAUGAAUUCUUUGAAGCAGAGAAGCCACAGGCCCCGUACAGUGUAAACAUCAAUGUUAUCCUGCCUGAUACAGCUCAUCUUCGUACAGGUCUCUAUCGGCCAUCCAAGACUUUCACUGUUCUCCCUCAAGUGAAAACAGAGCCAGGCAGCAACUUUGCACAGCCAUGCUCUGCAUCCUUGACCCAGACUCUCCCAGAUUUCACAAGUGUGUUCAGUAUGCCCCACUCUGUUGCAGUUAAUAACAUUUUCAUCAAACAGGAGGCCCCUUCAGAAGUCCCUCUUUCAGCGCCUGCCUCUAUCCAACCUCAGGUCUAUCCUAUGUCCAUGGCCAAUGAAACGCUGAGCUUGGCCCAGUCUAGUGGAACCACAUCUGUAGUAAAUUCCAUCAGUGGAGUAACUAUGGCAACACACAAUGGCGGCCCCUCUCCUUUGCCCCAACCUGCAAGGAUUCAGCAAGUCAAGCAAUACCAGACCCUGGGGCAAGAUGUUGUUCCAGUUUCCGGGCAGUUUUAUCACUCUCCAGGUGUCUCGCUUCCACCUUCACCCCCAAAUUCACAACCAGGAAGCCCUGAAAAUCAGCCAGAGUUGAUGAACACAAUUUCACCCCCUCCAUCAUAUGAGGCCACAUUUGGACUGAAACUAGUGCAACCUCAACAUAUUCACACUGUGCCCAGCUCAAUGGUGUCUGUGCUACCACAAGGGCAGGUGAUCAUGACAGUACCCAAAUACAACAGACGGAAUAAUCCUGAACUCGAAAAGAGAAGAAUCCAUCACUGUGAUUUCCCAGGUUGCUCAAAAGUCUACACCAAGAGUUCACACCUCAAGGCACACCAACGGACACAUACAGGAGAGAAGCCAUAUAAAUGUGCCUGGGAGGGCUGUGACUGGCGCUUUGCCCGUUCGGACGAGUUGACGAGGCACUACCGCAAGCAUACAGGUGCCAAACCCUUCAAAUGUGCCGCCUGUGGGCGCUGCUUUUCUCGCUCCGACCACCUCGCUCUGCACAUGAAGAGGCAUCAAAACUAGACACUGUGUCUGCUGCGCAGUCAACAAGGCAGCUGUACCAAAGAACAAAAAUGCUCUAAGGAACAGAUGUGUUACCAACGUUAAACUGGUGGAGGCAGUGUGUGUGUGUGUGUGUGUGUGUGCGUGUGUGGUGUCUGCAUACAAUGUAUAAACACUCUAGAAAUUGCUUUAGAGGUGGUUUUUAUCACAACCAUAUUGCAACAUUUGGAUUGCCUUCACCUCAUAUCUUACAGCAAUGGAGAUACACAACCAACAAUAAACACUUACCUUGAGCUAACAAUUGUUUUUCCAUUGAGUGGAAGACUUUUCUAAUGAGUACAAAGCCUUGUCAGUGGAAGAAGCCACACAGCUUGUCCUCUUCAGGUUCUUCAUCUACAAAUAGCCAAUAACAAAGAACAUUGCCUUGGAUUUGUUUCCUUUCAAUGGACAGAAGCAAUGAUUACCCAGUUUCUCUAGAUUUACUUGUAUUAGAUAUACCAUGACCUGGAUGAAUGAAAAACCUUCAUAGACAAUGGACAGGCGCCUCAUCAGACACUUUCCUAUUGUUCCAAUGUCUUCCACAGAGUAAGGCUUCCAUCUGAUGGGUUACAUGACUUGAGUGGAUCCUAUGACAAGUGGCUUCACUCAAGGAACCCGCUGACACACACUGCAGUCCGUUCUUCCCCAUUCCGUGCACACGCUGUUCUGCAACUUGAUGAGAUUUUUUGUUGUGUAAAAAAUUUUUGAAACUGACUGUCACCUUGGCUUGUGACUUUUGAACUGCACUUCCAGUUCCGACAUGGCUCUGUGACAAUGAAUACAAUCAUCUGCAACAUGAACAAAAUGUUCUCUUUUCCUCCUAGGGGACUGGAAGAAGAUUUUUAGAAAAAAAGAAGCUGCAAAUUUGAGUAUUAAUUGUCUGGAACUUUGCUGGCCAAAGCACAUAAUGCAGUAUAUUGUGCCAUAUAGACUGUGUAGCUGUAUAUGAGUAUAUGAGGACAAGGAUCAGGCGAUCGGUUAUCCACACUUUAAUAUAUAUAUAUGGAUUUAUUUUCUACAACCAAUGCUGGGUAACGUGGCCCUUUAAUGGUUUAUAACCCCUACAGUGUAGCAGCCAAAGGAUCUAUGUAGAUUUGCACUGGUUUUAAAUGACAUUUUAAUGUAAACAAUAAGAUACUACUCAAUAAAAUGUUUGGUGCUCCUUAUGGUUGCAUCUUUCAUCCUGCCCUUUCGAUAUAUAUAUAUAUAUAUGUGUGGAAUUUUAUUUGGACCACCAAAUAGAUCUGCCUUCUUUUAUAUGAUACAUUCUCUACAACACACCAUGUUUAACAUGCACUCCAUUUAGGCCAUCUUCCUUGAUACAUACUUGUAAUUUUUUUUAUUUAAAAAAUCUAUCUUGUGGGCAUCAUCUUUUUAGACUCCCUUCAAACGCAAGCCCAUAUCUCUAUGCACUAAAAUAAAAACCUAGGACCUUCUUUUCAACCUCCCUAUACUAGACUGAUCUUAGUGGGUUCCACUGCAUCGCAAUUGGCUUUACUCUCUACAUAUUCUCUUGUUCUACUAAUGAUCUGUGUUUACUGAUGCUCAAUGACGUUCAACCUCUUUUGUUUGUAUAUAUAUUUUUUUACAGAUUGAAAUAAAAAUAUGUACAUUUUUUAAUACUUUAAAUAAAUAUACAAAUAAC
Molecule: messenger RNA, 3065 nt
Organism: Xenopus tropicalis (tropical clawed frog)
Lineage: Eukaryota; Metazoa; Chordata; Amphibia; Anura; Pipidae
Source: RefSeq, a predicted model, not a curated record